GGCGACGUUUGCCCAUCAUGCAGCUCGGCCUUGAGAAGAUGAGGCAAGAUGGCGACUAAAAUAAGCAAAGAGAGUCCCCCUCCUUUUGAUUGUCCAUCAUGGGCAGGCAAGCCGCCUCCGGGGCUCCAUUUAGACGUGAUGAAGGGAGACAAACUAAUAGAGAAACUAAUCAUAGAUGAAAAGAAGUAUUACCUGUUUGGGAGGAACCCAGACUGGUGUGACUUCACCAUCGACCACCAGUCGUGCUCGCGUGUCCAUGCUGCCCUGGUUUACCACAAACACCUGAAAAGGGUCUUUCUCAUAGACCUCAACAGCACACAUGGUACUUUCCUCGGGCACAUCCGCCUGGAGGCACACAAGCCUCAGCAGGUUCCCAUAGACUCUACAAUAUCUUUUGGGGCCUCAACACGGACCUACACCAUCAGAGAGAAACCCCAAACCCAAGGCACUGCUGGUACAGGGGACAGUAAGACAGGAGAGGAUGAGGAGCUGAAAGGACUGCUUGGGCUUCCAGAAGAAGAGACAGAGUUAGAGAACCUGACAGAGUUCAACACAGCUCACAACAAGCGCAUCUCCCUCCUGACCAUUGAAGAGGGCAACCUGGAAAUCCAGAGGCCUAAGAGGAAACGGAGGAACUCCAGAGUUACUUUUAGCGAGGAGGACUCCAUCAUUAACCCAGAGGAUAUAGACCCCUCAGUGGGACGCUUUAGGAAUAUGGUGCAGACUGCUGUCAUCCCCAUCAAGAAACGGAGAUCAGAGGGCCAAAACACCUUGGGUCUUGAUGACUUGGCUUCAAAACGUAUCCACGGUUACAGCUUGGGCGGUGGUCUCUAUGGUGACUUGCCCCCCACCAGUCAUGAGAACCAGCCAACUGGAGCGCCGGGAGGUGUUGCUAUGCAGGGAGGGCUUCCACUGCCCUUCCCUAAUCCAGCACCAGAGGUGGACCUGGCCCCAGAGGCUCCCCAGCCCCCUGUCACCCUCAACCCCACCCCUGUCACAGCCCCUUAUCUACCAGAGACCCACAACGAGCCACGCAAAAAGAAGUACGCCAAAGAAGCUUGGCCAGGCAAGAAGCCAACCCCCUCACUACUCAUCUAACCAGUUUCUUAAAGCUGCUGACUCUCAGGUUACCAGUAGAUACAUCAGGGACUGUGACCUGGCCAAGGUGAAGUCAUUCACUUCCCUUUUUUUAAUUUGUUGUGUUACUCAUUGUCAACAGAAAGGCGCCACAGAAUUUACCUGUGGUAUGUCACAAGAUAUCAUCUAUCUUACCAAGUCAGCAGUUGAUAUUUUGGCAGAAAAACAGCCCCAUCGUGUUGACUGCAAACAAAAAUAACAGACAGAAUUAACAGACUUGGCAGUGAACAGUUUAGUCCCAGACUGGCAGUGAAAUAUACUUGUCUGAGUGACGUGGAUAUGAUGGUUACGUUUUUGAUGUGAUGGAUGUAAGUUUUUUUUUCUACUAAAUACGUUUCAACUGUUUUUUCACUCCUUCAAUAUUUUGAUAAUGCUAUUAAACAAAAGGCUAAAAAGUACUUUUAUAUGAGAUAUUUUACUGUGAGAAGUCUGAAAAGUCAAAGAAUCCAGACAUAUAGUCAAUCUAUAUCUAAACACAGGGCUGCUUUUUAUCUUGAAAACUUGUUGACACAGUGCAAUUACUUGUUUUACUCAUGCAGACUCAAACAUUGGCGUGACCUAUAUUAGACCAAUGUGACAUUGACUGAACUGUCCUGCAUUUGUCAGACAAGCCACUAGAGGGUGAUGUGCACAAAGGUUAGAGAGUUUUCAGUGAAGGUUGGCUGCAAACUUUGAAGUACAAGUGUUUAUGACAUCUUGCACUAACCUUAUUCUUGUCCAAAAUCUAUAUGUGGCAUCACAUGAAAGUGGUGCUGCAAGCCUCUUGUUAUUCAUUUGGAUUCUUCUGCAGAUAAAAGCCAUUUGCCCUCAAAACAGUCUGUUGAUCAUAUUUGUCCUUUAGUUUUUUCUGCUAAUUUGAGUUUUAAAUGGUUGGUUGCCUCUUUCUUUCCAGCACCAGUAUACUGUAAAUACAAGGAUUUUACAGUUUUUUUUUUUUUUUUUACUUUAGAUUAUUAAUUGGGUUGUUAUUGAGUAGUAACAGAAUAGUAUGGAUUCCAGCACAGUAACAAAUACCAAUUUUGCUGCAAAAUAAGAAGUUAGAAAAAACACAAAGGUUUGGAUUUAUGAAGUUUUAACAGCCAUGUUCCAUGUUAACAUCUUUCACAGGCAACAGAGUACAGUGCAGUUUAUAUAGUAUACUGUUCAUAUUUUGUUUUCCUCAACUGAACUGAGACAUAGGAACUGUGUCUUUGCACACAGUAGCAGGAAUAUAUAGCACUCCAAGUCAAAUAAAGGUCCCAUGAAAUGGUACUAUUACUUAUUUGGGAGUGAUUUUGCUUUUAUUCACGGGUAGACAGCAGAGAGAUGAUGGGAAAUGAAGGCAGAGAGAGAGUGGAGGGAAUGACCUGCAAAAAAGGUCACCAAUUGUAAUCACACCUGAGACACUGUGGUUACAGUACGGUGUGCAUUUUAACCACAAGGCCGCCACUAUACCCGUUUGCAUUUCCUUUUGAAGGAAGUUGUUAGGUGGGAAAUUAGAUAGUGAAGUAUCAAGCUUAGUGUAAACUGGUGUAGUUGUUCUGUUAGAAAGGUGAGUUGAGUUGAAAGAGCAGGCAGGGGGUCGCCCAUAAAGAUGCACUGCUUUCCAUGAAGAGCAGUUUUCUGUGACGAUCAAGUGGCCAUUUCAUGGGAUCUUUAAAUAAGUGAUGGAUUAGACGAGGUGUUCCAUUUCUACAAACUGUGCUGGUGACGUUUUGUCCUUGUGGGCCUGUGGAUUUUGUAAUCAUUAACUGUAAAUAAAAAAUGAAUUACUUUUGACUCAA
This is a messenger RNA of Lates calcarifer (barramundi perch), 2900 nucleotides long. It is a transcript of the gene ppp1r8b, whose product is annotated as protein phosphatase 1, regulatory subunit 8b. The coding region runs from base 49 to 1098 and encodes 349 amino acids. The transcript has 7 exons. The record is from RefSeq and is a predicted model, not a curated record. NCBI's taxonomy places the organism in Eukaryota, Metazoa, Chordata, Actinopteri, Centropomidae. Gene Ontology annotation, molecular function: protein serine/threonine phosphatase inhibitor activity; protein binding; mRNA binding. Gene Ontology annotation, cellular component: nuclear speck.